Molecule: messenger RNA, 4495 nt
Organism: Triticum dicoccoides
Lineage: Eukaryota; Viridiplantae; Streptophyta; Magnoliopsida; Poales; Poaceae
Product: putative disease resistance protein RGA4
Exons: 2
Coding region: 104-3901 (1265 amino acids)
Biological process (GO): defense response to other organism
Molecular function (GO): ADP binding
Source: RefSeq, a predicted model, not a curated record
CACACCUUCCCUCCAAAAUCCACAGCAGUAAUACUAGCUACUCUCGUUCCCUUUGCUCCUCGUUGAUCUCCUCAAAGGUUAGGAGCGGCUACGAGCACGUCCCAUGGCCACUGCGUGGGAUGUUGUCGCUGCUGGCUGGGUCGUAACCGUAGCUGGAUGGUUGGCGACUCCCCUCAUCACCUUGCUCCUGCCCAAGAUCCUCUCCUACUUCGGCUUCGACGCGUCCAAGAAGCUCCAGGAGCUAAAGAUCCACACCAUCCCGGAGCUGAAGAAGACGCUGCAGGCCUUGGAUCAGGAGAGGAUGAUGCAGGGAGGAAAGAGGGUGAAAACCGAUUUGGACGCCCUCGACAUGAUGGCGGCCAUGCUGAGGCAUGCUCUCGAGGACGCCGAAGACAUCUUCGACGAUGCUCAGCACAGGUGCGUCCUUAGGUGCUGGCAUCACCUCCGCCACGCUUUCUCUGCUUGUGUUGCCCUCUGCAAAAGCAGCUGCAUCUGGAUUGCAUGCAUCGCCCGGACAAAAUCCGCUGGGCUACUGCAGUGGGCACGAGACCUUUCCUUGUCUUUGUUCCUCCGACGCACGCCACAGGAGACUAUUCCGGUGAAUAUAAGUGAUGCAGUCUCAGACGAGCCCGUUCAAGUGACUAUAGAUAUUCCGGCCUCUGAUGGUGAGCCCUAUCCAAUAACUAUAGGUGUUGUGGCCUAUGAGACCGUUCCGGUACCUGCCGGUGCUGCGGCCUCAGGCGAGCCUGAUCCAAUGACUACCGGUGCUACUGCCACUGACAAUGAGACUGUUCUUGUGAGUACCGGUGUUGCAGCCUCAGUGGAGCCCGAUCCAGUGAAUACUAGUGCUACCAGCUCUGACGAUGAGACUGUUUCGGUGACUACCGGUGCUGUGGCCUCAGGUAAGCCUGAUCUGGUGACUGCCAGUGCUGCGGGCUCAGACGAUGAGAUCACUCAUGUGACUAUUGGUGCUGCAGCUUUCGACAAGCCUGAUCCGGUGACUGUCAGUGCGGCGGUCUCAGACGAUGAGAUCGUUCCGGUGACUACUGGUGUCGCAGCCUCCGACAAGCCUGAUCUGGUGACUCCCAGUGCUACGGUCUCAGACGAUGAGAUCAUUCCGGUGACUACUAGUGAUGCAGCCUCGGACAAGCCUGGUCUGGUGAUUGCCAGUGUUGCGGUCGCAGACGAUGAGAUCGUUCCGUUGACUGUAUGUCCUACGCUCUCACACGCUGAGAUCGUUCCGGUGAGUACCGGUGAUGUGGCCUCCUAUAAUCUUGACCCGGUAACUACCGCUGCUGAGGCCUCUGACGAUGAGAUCGUUCUCGUGACUACACCCUCAGAUUCCUUGUCGAGGCGGUGGCUCUCUUUCCUGUGCAGCUCGUUCGACUUCUUCAAGAACUCUUGUGCAUCACUAUACAGCUGGUUAGCUCAUGUGUUUGAGGCUGCCUGCUUUUACAGAGACUGGUCAUAUCAAGUGGUCGGCAUCAAAAAAUGCCAGGAGAAUGCCUCCUUAUUUGAUAUGUCAGAUAUGUUCUCUACUGCUAUAUCAAGAGUGAAACUGAAGAAAAGAAUACAGAAGGUAGAAACCGCCGUCAGUGAUGUGAAGAAGUCACCGCUCUUGGGUGUGGCAAGCAACACUGCACCAAAUGAUAUUGCCAACAAGAACAGGAGCAGAAUUAGAACUGCUAGCAAGCGGAAGGUAUUUGGUCGAGAGGCCUUGCGUAAUAAUAUCAUGGCAAAGCUCCACAAGACAUCACCGAGCUUGGGUACUAGUCCAUGUUACUCGGUGAUCGGCAUAUAUGGUGUUGCAGGAUCUGGGAAGACUACCUUUGCACGAUAUACUCAAGAUUACAUAGAGGAGGAAUGCAAGGAGGAGAAACUUUUCGAUACCAUCAUGUGCAUUCAUGUGUCCGAGACUUUUAGUGUGGAUGAUAUAUUUCAUCAAAUGCUGAAGGAUAUUACCAAAGAUCGGCAGUCCAAUAUUUCAGAUCGUGGAGAGCUGGAAGAGAAGUUGAAGGAAGAGUUGUGUGGCAAGCGUUUCUUCUUGAUAUUGGAUGAUCUCUGGGUGAAAAACAAGCACGACUCACAAUUGGAGGAACUAAUCUCUCCGCUUAUUGUUGGGGCGAAAGGAAGUAGAAUACUGGUGACAGCUCGAACAAAAGAUGCAGCUGGUGCUCUAUGUGCCAAUGAACUUAUUAAAAUGCCUGGUUUGGAUGAGGAUCAAUACUUGAAGAUGUUUAUGCAUUAUGCAUUGGAUGGUACAAGUUGUGCUCAUGAAGAAUUUAUCUCAGUUGGGAGAGAGAUUGCCAAAAAGCUACACCAAUCACCUAUUGCAGCAGUAAUAGUUGCAGGACGGCUUGGGGCAAACCCAAAUAUCAGUUUUUGGAAAAAUGUUGCAAAGCUUGACAUGUUGAAUGACACCAUGGAUGCUCUUUGGUGGAGCUAUAAGCAGCUUAAUCCAGACAUCAGGCGAUGCUUUGAAUUCUGCAAUAUUUUCCCCAGAAGAUUCAAACUGGAAAAAGACCAAUUAGUCCACCUGUGGAUAGCACAAGGGUUUGUAAAGACUAGUUGUGCAGUAGAGGAGAUGGAAGAUGUAGCCGAGGGCUACAUUCAUGAGUUAGUGUCAUGCUCAUUUCUGCAACCAGAAGUAGAUGAUUUCUCUGAAGAAGAAUACUUUACAAUUCAUGAUCUGCUGCAAGACUUAUUAGCCAAGGUUGCUGGAAGUGAUUGCUUCAGAAUUGAGAAUGCAAGGGGCCAUGGAGGAGAAGGCUGGAAGGGAGAUGUCCCUCGAGAUGUCCGACAUCUUUUUGUUCAGAAUUAUGAUGGAGAAUUGAUUACUAAGAAGAUCCUUGGAUUGGAAAAUUUACGGACUCUCAUCAUUGAUGUUGUUGAAGAGGAUACACCAGUUGAGGAAAAAGUCAUUGAGAUUAUAUGCAAGAAGCUGCCAAAAUUGCGGGUACUAGCCGUUGCUUUCAGCAAGAAACAUCAUGGAAUCAGGAAACCCAAUAAGUUCUCGGUCCCAACAUCUAUUGCUCAGUUAAAGCACCUACGCUAUCUUGCUUUCAGGACAUACCACUCAUGCUUUGUAACUUUACCAAGAACACUAACUAAACUUCACCAUAUCCAGCUGCUAGAUUUUUACGAGGGCCUAAUGUUGGAAUUCCCCUUUGCUGACGUUGUCAACUUGCGGCACAUGUUCUGCAUGCCAUACUUGAGAUCCCCUAACUUGGGCAAGCUGAUCUCACUCCAAACGCUACCAUGCUUCAUAGUAAGGAAUCAACAGGGUUAUGAGAUAAGGCAGUUGAGGGACCUGAAAAAGCUUCGUGGACUGUUGAUCAGAGGCCUUGAAAGUGUUAAAAGCAAGGAGGAAGCUCUUGAAGCCAAUCUAGCUGCCAAGGAACAGCUCACAGAACUGAAGUUGGUAUGGUUUGGUGAUAAUGAUACAAGGUGCAGUCCAGAAGUUGAAGCAGAGGUACUUGAGGGCCUGUGCCCUCCCGUGGGGCCUCAAGAACUUCAUAUAUUUGGAUACAAAGGUUCAAGGUACCCAGAUUGGAUGGUGCGUAAGCAGAGCGGUGGCCCAGAGGGCCUAGGAAAUCUUUAUCUCAUAAGAUGCAACCAACUGGUACCUAGUCUUCAAUUUGAAGCCUUCCCUCAUCUUCGUGUGCUCCAGAUUUCGUUCUGCAGCUGGGACUCGUUACCGGGCAACAUGGAGCACCUGACGUUACUCAAGAAACUGGAUAUCGUGGGAUGUGAGAAUAUCCGGUCUCUUCCAACACUGCCCCAGUCUAUUGAGAAAUUGUAUCUUGCUGAGUGCAACAAUGAGUUGAUGAAGUCUUGUCAAAGAGUGGGACAUCCAAACUGGCAAAAGAUUGAGCACAUCCCCAUGAAAAUUAUUGGGUGAUCCUGCAAGUAAGAAUGUAAUCCCUUCUGCUGCCUUGUUUUUCCAUUUUGUACGUGUGAACAUUGCCUCUGUCUAUAGUGGACGAUCUGCUACUAACUCGGCUUAUUUUUGUUAAUCCAUUUGCUAAUGGUUGACGCUUCAGAAAGGCAGUGAAAAACAUCCGACGGUCUUGAAUGCCCAGCGAAACUGCAGGCUCGGCUGCCCUGGAUGGUGGUGACAGGUGUUAAAACUCUUAGCAGUUUGCUUGGUCUUAAAACUGCAACCUUGGAUGGUCAUCUUGCCGCGCCGUUGCUCGUCUGAGCUUGCUGUUCUGAGGUCGAGCUCUUAUUUUCUGUGUUUCGACGACUUGGAACAAACAAGUAGGAGUACACUUAGGAUAACUUGUUUGCUGAAGUGAUGGCCCUAGUGUUCAAUUUGAUUUGUCGCUACUAGUAUUUGUACUAUUCAGUAUCCAGUGUGAAUUCAGAUGAAUGUUUAUGCAACUGGGCGUUAUAUAAGUAGGAGCCUAAGUAUGUUGAGUAGCUUCUCACCUUGAUGGAUCAACUUGCCUGCCAAGGAGUGAUAAGCAUAAGCAGAGCAGAGGGUUGCGGCAUC